Messenger RNA from Acanthosepion pharaonis, 1365 nucleotides. NCBI's taxonomy places the organism in Eukaryota, Metazoa, Mollusca, Cephalopoda, Sepiida, Sepiidae. The record is from the annotation of a GenBank genome assembly.
AUGCAAAAUAUAUAUUUCGCUUUCUUUUUUCUUUCUUUACGUCUUUCUUUUCCUUCUUUCUUUCUUUUCUUUCUUUCUUUCUUUCUUUUUAUAGCUGUCUUUCUUUCAUUUUCGUUUUUUCUAUCAGUUGUCUACAGUUUUUCCUUUUCUUUUAUAUGCAUCCUUUAUCACUUCUCCCUCCAUCUCCUCUUUCAUUCCUUUCACCCUUUUCACUAUAUAUUUUCUCUUUUCUUUCUUUUUGUUAUUCUUUCCUUCUCUCCUUCCUUUUUAUUGGCUUCCCCCCUUCUCCCGUUCUCAGCUUCUUUUUCUAUUUUCGUCCGUCUUUUCACUUUUCACCUUCCCGCUGAUUCAGCGAAAAUUUUUUCCACUACAAAUACCAUUACAGAGAUAACGUGGUCACGAUUCUGUUGGCAUUCCUUUCGGCGAUUAACGCUAUCUAUUAGUGCCGGCCCUGGGCUUAUUUCUUUUCUCCCAAAACAUAUGCAAUAUGUUUCUUUCUUUUUUAACGUUCUACCCCCUUGUCUCUUGUGCCUUUCUCUAUCUAAAUUAUGUUUUCUUUCUUUUGUCUACCCUUUAUUACUUAUCUCAAUAGUACGAUUCUUCUUCUUCUUCUUCUUCUUCUUCUUCUUCUUCUUCUUCUUCAUCUUCAUCUUUUUCUUUUUCUUCUUCAUCUUCUUCAUCGUCGUCUUUUUCUUCCUCUUCUUCAUCAUCUUCUUUUUUCAUUAUCUUCUUCUUCUUCUUCUUCUUCUUCUUCUUCUUCUUCUCUGUGCCUCGGUUAAUUAUUUUCUCUUUCUUUCUUUUUUCCUGUCUUUUUUCUUUCUUUUUUUCUUUUCGCUUUUUACUUUCCUUUUUCUUCUAUUGUUUUUUUUUUUACUUUCGAUUCUUUGGUUCUCUCUUUCUUUCUUUUUUUUUCUAUUUCUUUCUUUUACUCAGUUAAUUAUUCUUUUUCUUUCUUUUUUUUUUUCAAUGUCCUUUCUUUUUUCUUUCGCUUUUUCUUUCAUUUUUUUCUUUUUCUUUGCUUCUUUUUCUUUUAAUUUUAUUUUCGAUUCUUUUAAUUUCUCUUUCUUUCUUUUUUUUUCUAUUUCUUUCUUUUACUCAGUUAAUUAUUCUUUUUCUUUCUUUUUUUUUUUCAAUGUCCUUUCUUUUUUCUUUCGCUUUUUCUUUCAUUUUUUCUUUUUCUUUGCUUCUUUUUCUUUUAAUUUUAUUUUCGAUUCUUUUAAUUUCUCUUUCUUUCUUUUUUUUUCUAUUUCUUUCUUUUACUCAGUUAAUUAUUCUUUUUCUUUCUUUUUUUUUUUCAAUGUCCUUUCUUUUUUCUUUCGCUUUUUCUUUCAUUUUUUUCUUUUUCUUUGCUUCUUUUUCUUUUAA